AACAAAGUAAUUUACGACGAAACCACGCGUACUUGUCAAAUCCGUCGCUUUUCGCUACGUCUGUUUCCACGACUGUUUCCACGACAUCCAGUGAUUCCGAGGUCAGUAAUGAAUCAUGUGACUCCUCUAGGAGUCUCGAUUGGGCGCAGAGUGACAGUUCUAAUAGCGAAACCAGUUAUCGAUGGUGUUAUCAUCCCAUAUGAAGAUGAGCCGCUUGCGGAUUGCGGCGAAGAAGUAAGCCCGAACGCAAGUGAAGAAGAAACGGGUAUUGAUGGACUUACCCCGUCGACUUAGGAGUCUAGAUUUGAAGGAAAUGUGAGUGUGGAUUCAUGGUAAGUUGAAAGAUUUACCGUAAUUCCUUUUGAACAUAAGCAGGACUGAUACGCGCACCGGCGUUGCUAAGUUUGUCCGAUAAUUUUUCCUUUACCUCUUCCAGGUGUGAAUGCGAGCAGUGUGAUACUGAAAUGUUAGUCGGUGCCCUCGAGUUUCGAUGUUGCAGAGAAGUCACUAAUUCAUCCGCGAAAUUGAUGUUUGAUGGUUCGAUCGAACGAAUCAAUUGCAUCACCAAACAUGAAGACUUUAACGCCAUUACGAACCGCGCCGUUCUUCUGCAAGUCGCUCCUCUCCUUAGACGCCAAGAUGGAGGAACUUAUCGUCGCCGCAGGGGAGGGUCAGAAAACGAGUAAGGUUUUUUCCUUUAAAAUCGGUAGUUCUAUGUCAUUCUUGUGUUAAUCGCUUGACCUAAUAAUUGGGAUACUUGUGGUUUCAUAUUAAUUUUUGAAUUCUCCAGUCAUAAGAAACGAGUCUCCUGUCAUUCAGUUAGGAAUGAAGGUCCAGUAAUUACUUGAACUGUAGAUGUCUUCAUUUCUCACUUUUAUGUUUACAUAUAGGUUCAUCAGAGCCGCUGCAUAUAGAUGGACAACAAGGUGGCUUUGUGGGUACAUAGGCUGGGAAAACAGACAACCUCUCCCAGCUUGUGUUUAUCACAGCAUAAGGAAAAAAUACAACACACGACAACACAGGGGAUAUGCUAAUGUCCAGGAUGGAAAGGAGCAUUGA
Messenger RNA from Pocillopora meandrina, 1059 nucleotides. The record is from the annotation of a GenBank genome assembly. NCBI's taxonomy places the organism in Eukaryota, Metazoa, Cnidaria, Anthozoa, Scleractinia, Pocilloporidae.